Molecule: messenger RNA, 348 nt
Organism: Triticum turgidum subsp. durum (durum wheat)
Lineage: Eukaryota; Viridiplantae; Streptophyta; Magnoliopsida; Poales; Poaceae
Source: the annotation of a GenBank genome assembly
AUGCUGCCUUGGAUCUUCAGCCGGAAGGGCGCCUCGGGCUUCUCCUGGGCCUCCACCGUCGACCACGUCACCGCCGGCAUCUCCGCGUCCGGCCUCACCACAAUAGUCACGGGUGCAUCGAGCGGGAUCGGCGCGGAGACGGCGCGGGUGCUGGCGGCGCGCAGGGCCCAUGUCGUCAUGGCCGUCCGCAACCUCGCCGCCGCAGAGGACGUGCGCCAGGCCGUCCUCGCCGAGUCCCCCGCCGCCAGCCUCGACCUCAUGGAGCUGGACCUCUCCUCCCUCGCCUCCGUCCGCAAGUUCGACGGCGACUUCGACGCCACCGGCCUCCCCCUCAACAUCCUCGUGUAA